Messenger RNA from Liolophura sinensis, 1954 nucleotides. Its product is annotated as coiled-coil domain-containing protein 62-like. Lineage: Eukaryota; Metazoa; Mollusca; Polyplacophora; Chitonida; Chitonidae. The transcript is spliced from 13 exons. The record is from RefSeq and is a predicted model, not a curated record. Bases 56 to 1894 code for a protein of 612 amino acids.
AACUCCAGGAUAGUAUUGUAUUGAGUUCAGCUGUAAUGUGAAGAUCAAAGAACAGAUGGCAAUGUUUUCCUCUACAUCUACUUCAGGUAACAGUCCUCUCAUGUCUGGAGGGUCAUUCCAACCACAGCACAGCACCCCAGUUAAGGCUGUGAACGAAAAGGGGUCAGCAAUGUUCCCUGCAGGGGGUGCUGACGUCCCCACCCCUGUCCAGUCAGCGGUAACCCAGCCCUCACCGGCAGAGAGGGAUAUUAAUACUCUCAAAUCAUGUAUAAAUCAUACCAGCGCUCUCAGCCGAGAUGGUGCUGCAAGCAAGGGUGUUCUUCCUCGACCACAAGGAAGCUCUUCAAGGGGUACUGCCCGCGUUGAUUUCACCUCGGGACAUCAACAGGUGAUGUAUUCCACACUGAGUGAAGGUGAGAUGGGGAUCAUACAGAAGCAGCGUCAGGAGCUGCAGCUGCUCAUCUCCGAGUUGCGAGAUCGGGACCGUGAGCUCAACAGCAUGGUGUCUGCUCACCAGACUCAGCUGCUGGCAUGGGAAGAGGACCGACAGAAACUGCUCACAGCCGAACACAAGUCAGCUCACUACGAAAGUGAUAUCAAGGAGUACAAGAAAAGCUUAAACAAGCUGGCAGCGUACGUAAAGACUCUGAAGGAAGAGAGACAAAAGCAGAUGGCUGAUUUUCAGAAAGUACGUGAUGAGCUGAACAAGAUGAGUCAAGAAAACGGCAACCAGUCCAUGCAACUUAACGAAUUCCAGAUGAAGGACAGGAACAUGUCAGAGAAUGUUAAGGCUCUGUCUAAUGCCAUUGGUCAGCUGGAGGCCAGAGAAACAGAGCUGACCACACUGGUCAAGAUAAAGGACAAGGAGUUGUGUGAGGCGACUGUCCUCCUGAAUGAGAUGAGAGCGAGGCUGUCACAGAUGGACCUGCGCUGUAAGGAGGCUCAUGAGCUGGUGCUAGAGACGCAGAGGCAGGCCAAGGAUUGGAAACAUAAAUACACAGAGCUAAAGAGAGACCAUGGCAGGCUCAGAGAGAAUUUCAACAGCGUGAUGACUCAGUCUCAGAGCAGUUUACAGGAAAUGGAGGAGUCCCGCAGGAAGAUCAGCGACCUGGAGCGAGAGCUCGCUCUGGCAGGGGAGAGAGAGUGCAGAACUAAGGACAUGAUGGAGUCGCUGAAGUCCAAACAGGAGAGGAGUGCACAGGAGCUGACCACACUCAGACAGUUGUAUGACCGUCAGCAGAGAGAACUCUCUUUACUCCAGCUUAACCUGGACUCUUCUCAAGACAUCAUAGAAAAACAACAAGUCACCUUGAGCAAAAGCCAGUCAGAUCCAGGACUUCAGCUCAAUGCUUCUUCUACAAGGACAUCUUGUGUGAACUCUGAUGGAAUACCAGAGGUGAAUGCUGAUGGACUAGAGUACUGUUGUGAUGGAAUGUUGACAUCACAGAACGAAGUAUUAUCACCCCCAAAUGCACCAGCAGCCUUUGACCUUGAGACAAGGUCACCAGUAGCGCACAAAGAAACAUCAACUCCUCACAAUCCCUUGUUGUCAACGCAGCCAGAUUUAAUGUCUGGUAGCAUCGCAACAUCAGCAGUCGCAGAAUCUGAAGAUAAAGAGACAAGCUUGGAAGAGGAACGGCAGAAAUUUGACGAGUUGUACAUGAAGUUCUUGCAGGACCCAGACUGUCCUGGAACAGCAGAGUCCAGUCUGAUAUCUAUGAACACUGUAGACCUGGAGAUCUCUGUCACAAGUGGAAGAGAAGAGAGCGUCUCCCCAACCAGCAAACUCCACCGUCUGUUAGCCGAGUCUCGUCUGAUGGUACAGAAGCUAGAACAGUCCACUAUCACACACAGGGGGGAUGCCCCUACCCAGGUUGAGGCAGGCCAAAACUAGACCUCAUGUUGGUUUAGGGACGUCCUCUUUUAGCAAACCUGACUCCAUGCCUGUGGAGGA